GUAAAAAUCAUGAUUAAUUGUUGUGAUCAACCAUUUUCAAUAGACUGAAGAUGAACCUCGAAACGGUUUUGAUGCUCUAAUCUAUUGUGCGUUUUGGUGUUUCGGCGCCAAAUCCCAUUUACACGCGCACGUACCUUCUAUUCUUCUCCCUGUUUCUAGAUAAAACCUAGGCAAAGAAAACAACAAAUCGAUUCCCUUUUCCCCUUUUCGAUCUUCAAAUCGAUGCAUAUCUAAACAGUUUUCUCUCUCUAACUUCUUCUCUUUGAUCUAGAGGGAGAAAGUGGAGAGAGAGGGAGGAAAUGGCGAUGGUUGAUCAUCAAUCCAAAACCUGCGUUGUUCUCGGAGGUAGAAGCUUUGCUGGGAGAUGUCUUGUUGUGAGAUUAUUGAAGCUAGGUAAUUGGAUCGUUCGAGUUGCCGGUUCCGCUCACUCCCUUCAGCUUGAUCCUUCCGAUCACGAUUACGACUUGCCUUUGAACCGUGCUCUCUCUACUGGCCAUGCUUCUUAUUUCCAUGUUGAUGUGCGCAGCAGAAGAUCCGUCAUCAAUGCUAUCGAAGGUUCAUCAGUUGUGUUCUACAUGGAUGAAGAUGAUUCCUGCAAUCUUGAUUUCUAUUCUGGGUACACAGUAAUUGUUCAAGGUGUGAAAAACGUCAUCAGUGCUUGUCGGGAACGCAAAGUUAAACGAUUAAUAUACCAAAGUACUGCAGACGUAGUGUUGGAUGGUUUGCAUGAUAUACAUAAUGGAAAUGAGAGACUUUUAUAUGCUACAAAAUUUAAGAACGUAUAUAGUGAACUUAAGGCUCAAGCAGAGGCACUUGUUUUGCAUGCUAAUGAUAUGGAUGGCCUUGUUACAUGUGCUCUUCGCCCUACCAAUGUUUUUGGACCUGGAGACAAUCACCUUUUGCCAUCUUUGGUUGAUGUUGCAAAAUCUACUUGGGCUAAGGGCGUGUUUGGUUUGUGGAAUCUGGUGGAAAUGGAAUUCGAGAUUCCAUUCCAUGGAAGUGAUGGAAGCAUGUCUGACUACACCUAUGUGGAAAAUGUCGCCCAUGCCCUUAUCUGUGCAGAAGCUGCUUUGUGCUCUCGCAUGGUUGUUGUUUCUGGAAAGGUAUUUUUCAUCACUAAUCUUGAGCCAAUGGGCUCUUGGGAAUUUUCCUUACGUAUACUGGAGGGGUUAGGUUAUUUCAGGCCAAUGGUCAAACUUCCUCCUGUGGUUGUCAAUUUGAUUGUUUAUCUCAUUAAAUGGAUGCAUUCAAAUACAAACUCAAGAAACAUAACCCAACAACACCUUGAAUACUCACCUGUUAUCUCACUGGAUGAAGGUAUCACAUCAACCAUUGAAUCAUUCUCCCAUUUAGCAAAAGGCUCAGCUUCCACAAUUUAUGAUGUACUUAAUGAACAAUCAAAAAUGGAGGAACUACUAGGUGGUGGGGAAGUUGCAGCGAUUUUGUUAUGGAGAGAUGAGAGGAAAUCAUUCGUAUGCUUUUGUGGAGUGGUUUCUGUGUUCUACUGGUUUUUUCUUUCUGAAAGAACAAUUGUCUCAUCUAUUGCUCUGAUGCUAUUGGUUAUCACAAUUUUUCUAUAUGGACAUGCUUCAUUCUCUGAUGCAAAUCCCCAAAUGUCUACUCAACUUUCUAGGUAUUUACAUUUUGAGGUCUCUGAAACUGGUAUGAAGAGUUGUGUGAAAGUUAUAGCAAACAUUUGGAAUGAAGUAGGUCGUGUUACUAGAUCAUUGGCACAAGGAAAAGACUGGAAUUUGUUUUCAAAGGUAGUAGCUUCGCUUUAUCUUUUCAAGUUGCUUAUUGUCAACUCUUUCCCCAACUCAUUGGGAGUAGCGUUGGCUUUUUCGUUUAUUAUGUUCUUUGUUUACGAGCAAUACGAAGAGGAAAUUGAUGGCAUAAUAGGGAUUUUAGUGGAGCUUGUGAGACAGUUAAUGGUAUUUGUGAUGAGUCAUCUACCCUUGAUAUCUGCUCUACAUAAAACCACCACUAGAUCUUCAAUGAGAUAAAUGUAUUAGAUAUCUGUUCUUUCAAAUUAUCCAAAGUUUGGAAGAUUAUGAGAUAUUUUAGCAACAAAUAAUCAUUCUGUAGACCUUUUUUUUUUUCUUCAAGUUUCUUGCAAAUAUGAGAAUUGUGUUGGAUUGAACUGGUUGGAUAACAUGAUAGGUUAAAAGUUCUGACUAAACUUGACUUUGCAUGACCAUUGUUUUCUUUGAAUUUCAUAUAUUGUCUG
Molecule: messenger RNA, 2227 nt
Organism: Lactuca saligna
Lineage: Eukaryota; Viridiplantae; Streptophyta; Magnoliopsida; Asterales; Asteraceae
Source: the annotation of a GenBank genome assembly